CUAGUAAUACUGUAGAUCUAUUGGUGGAAUAUUCCCAAAAAAGUAGUGAACGUAUACAAAGUUAGAGAGAGAGAGAGAGAGAGAGAGAGAGAGAGAGUUUGGGUCGUUUGGGAGAGUAGUUGGUCUGAUUCUCAUGGUCGUUGAAUUGAAUCGAUUGCAAGCGUCUGAUGGGAGAUGACAAGUCAUCGAAGCUAAUGGCGAGCAGAGAUCGAGAGCUCCUCAUACCCGUCGCUGACUCCGAUGGCGAAGCCUCUUCCAAGCCUUCCUCCUCCUCCUCGGCCGCCUCCUCUUCCUCCUCUCACCACUCCGGCCGCGAGACUUUCUAUAAAGUUUUCAGGAGCUGGGCUUCCAAAAAGUUUAUGACAGGAUGUGUCAUCCUGUUUCCGAUAGCAGUCACUUUCUACAUAACAUGGUGGUUUAUCCGUUUUGUGGAUGGCUUUUUCUCUCCAAUUUAUGCUCAGCUGGGCAUCAAUAUAUUUGGUCUUGGAUUUGUAACUUCGAUCACAUUCAUCUUCUUGGUCGGUGUGUUCAUGUCGUCGUGGUUGGGGACAUCAGUUUUGAGUCUUGGAGAAUGGUUCAUCAAGCGGAUGCCCUUUGUUCGUCAUAUUUACAGUGCUUCAAAGCAAAUUAGUGCUGCCAUAUCUCCAGAUCAAAACUCGCAGGCCUUCAAGGAGGUUGCUAUCAUUAGGCAUCCACGUAUUGGUGAAUAUGCAUUUGGGUUCAUCACUUCAUCUGUUGUCCUUCAGAACUAUUCGGGUGAUGAGGAGCUAUGCUGUGUAUAUGUUCCCACCAACCAUCUUUAUAUUGGUGAUAUAUUCCUCGUCAACUCCAAGGACGUUAUUAGGCCAAACUUAUCUGUUCGGGAAGGAAUUGAAAUUGUUAUCUCUGGGGGUAUGUCAAUGCCACAGAUCUUAUCGACACUGGAUCCUAGUAUCAUUCAAGUGGAUAGAAGUGGGCCUGUCAGAAAAUGAAAAUUAGGACGGUAGAUGUAGUUUGAGUUUUAUUUAUCGCCUUCUACUUUUGGUAAGUCAUCAGAAUGACCCACGAUUGGUACCCAUCAGCGUCAUGAAUCUGUUCUGAUGGUGAAUAUAACGGUUGGCGACGUGUACAAUCUUAGGGAGGUAGUGUUUGCUGGGCUAUAUAUUUGUGUGUUUGGACUUUGGAUUGUGUUUACCUGAAGGUCUGGUCACGGAUGUCACUCAUCUCUCUUUUGAUGACUCUUUUGAAUGUUUAACUUCCAGAAUCCAGUCACUAUUUUAGUUUUGUUGAUAGAAUGUGACAUUAUUCGGUUGGAAGGUAGCAUCGGUGAAUUUUCGAUUGUGAUUCACGAGUCAUGACUUUUGUACUCCAUUAUUUCCUUUUCUCUUGCACAUUCAAAAGUCAAACUUAUUAGGUCUUUA
Messenger RNA from Rhododendron vialii, 1400 nucleotides. RefSeq names its product protein CONTINUOUS VASCULAR RING 1-like. The transcript is spliced from 7 exons. Gene Ontology annotation, cellular component: Golgi apparatus. NCBI's taxonomy places the organism in Eukaryota, Viridiplantae, Streptophyta, Magnoliopsida, Ericales, Ericaceae. Bases 168 to 971 code for a protein of 267 amino acids. Gene Ontology annotation, biological process: stem vascular tissue pattern formation. The record is from RefSeq and is a predicted model, not a curated record.